GAACACACACAUUCGGAGGGCGCCGAUCAUGGAUGAAAAUCAGUCGGAUCUCGCACUGCCGGACAUUACCGAAGCCGAGGCUGAGCAAGAAAAUGGAAAUCAGGGCACAACGAGGACGCGUCUCAUCACAGCCACCACGGCGGAGACCACGACGGUGGACGGCGGCACCGUGGUGUCGGUGCCUGUGCCGGUGAGCCUGCCCGUGGGCAGUGCAAGCGGCAGCACCUUCAACGUGAUUACGCCAGAGCAGCUGUUGCACUUCAAGCCGAUGAUCUGCGUGGACAACAACGGCUUCAUCUCGGGCCAGGUCGUCGGCGGUGACCUCAAGGCGACGCACAUCGUCAUUAAGCAGCCCGUGACGGCGUCCGAGAGCGUGGCCACGAGCACACAAGAGAUCACGACGAUGACGGAGCCGCAGACGCAAUCGCAGCCGCAGCAGCUGCAGAAUCAGUGGUCGGACAUCAUGAACAUGGAGGUGCUGCCGAUCCGCUGCAAGACCACCACCGCGGAGCUGUACAAGAGUCGCCUGGGCUCGGGCGGACGCGGUCGGUGCAUCAAGUACAAGGACAACUGGUUCACGCCCAGCGAGUUCGAGCAGGAGUGCGGCCGCGGCUCCAGCAAGGACUGGAAGCGGUCCAUCCGCUUCGGCGGACGCAGUCUGCAGGCGCUGAUCGACGAGGGCGUCCUGCAGCCGCACGCCACCAGCUGCACAUGCCCCGCGUGCUGCGACGACGACUCCAUCUCUCUUCCAGGCGCCACGGGGCCGGUGCGCUUCUUCACGCCGUACAAGCGCCGUCGGCGGAACCAGAUCGAGAUCGACAACAAGAAGAAGCGACAAUCGGGCUCGGCGGACGAGUAUGCGGAGCAGGAGCCGGUGGUGAUCACGAAGGAGGAGCCCUGGGGCACGCUGACGGACGGCAUCGAUGGCUCCAGUGACUUCCUGGACGCCGCACAGAUCGCCGAGGGCAACAUCCCGCUUGAGAGACUCAAGUCGCUGUGCGUUCAGAUGGCCAAGGCGAUCGCAGAGUUCCGGCGUUGCAUCAACGAGGCGCAGGAGAUCCACGUGAAGCAGGUGGAGCGAGUGCAGCGCGAGAGAGACGCUGCGCUCAUCGCGGCCCGCGUUCACGACAUUGAGGACCCCAAUGCCAUCAACAUUGCGGCCGGCGUGGAUUUGAACGGAGCCAAGAAGUGUGCCAAUUGCAACAGGGAGGCGCUGGCGGAGUGCUCGCUGUGCCGGCGAACGCCCUACUGCUCGACCUUCUGCCAGCGCAAGGACUGGAACUCGCACCAGGUGGAGUGCUCGCGGGAUCCCUCGGACGGCACUCAGCAGAUCAUGCUGCUCGUGGACGAUCAGGCGUAAGGCGGACGGACGGGAGCUUUUCAGUUUCUGUCGGUGGGGUUUUUGGCGGGAGUAGUUUUAAGGAUCAUCUCGUGUGUCCAAUUGUGUAACCGAUUUUCUCAAAGCCAUAGAGCAUUUUUUUUCUUUCUUUUUACCAUUUAACACAAAACACUGAGAAUUUGGGGAAAUGGAAUUGGAAGCAAUAGAGCUGCACUGCAAAAGUUCUCCUAUAUAAACAAUUUUGAGAUGGAAAUAAUGGAAUUUGCUGCACAAAAAGCACACACAAAACAAAAACAGAAGGGGAAAGAUAAAAGAUUACAAUUCAUUGUAAGUGUAUUAAGUGAAAAAAAAGAAAAAUGGAUAAAUUUUUAGCAUCAAUUGUAACUAUUGUAUAUCACUUGUUGGGGAUUGUUAUGCAUGUCUUCAUUUCUCAUGCCGCGCUUCUUUAAUUCAUUGCAAUCAUUGCGAUUUUUGUGAAGAGGAAUAAAAAGGAAAGAAAAAACAUCAGAAUAUACUUUGUAUUGUGCAAACACACCCUAACUUUUAUAUAAAGAGAACGAUUAUAUUCAAUUUUAAUGCAACAAUCUGUCAUAUAUUGUAAGGGUUUAAAAGUAUGUGUAGAAAAAAGAAAUCAUUGAAAUUGAGGACAACAGAUUGGAUGAAUCAUUUAGAAAUAUUGAUUGUAUACUGUAGAGCAGCAGUGAAUAUAAAGUAAGAAGACCAAA
This is a messenger RNA of Phlebotomus argentipes, 2064 nucleotides long. It is a transcript of the gene Deaf1, whose product is annotated as deformed epidermal autoregulatory factor 1. The record is from RefSeq and is a predicted model, not a curated record. Gene Ontology annotation, biological process: positive regulation of transcription by RNA polymerase II. Bases 29 to 1360 code for a protein of 443 amino acids. The transcript is spliced from 4 exons. Lineage: Eukaryota; Metazoa; Arthropoda; Insecta; Diptera; Psychodidae. Gene Ontology annotation, molecular function: DNA-binding transcription activator activity, RNA polymerase II-specific; RNA polymerase II cis-regulatory region sequence-specific DNA binding.